Podarcis raffonei (Aeolian wall lizard) is the source of this 2175-nucleotide messenger RNA. Its product is annotated as zinc finger protein 665-like. The record is from RefSeq and is a predicted model, not a curated record. The transcript is spliced from 4 exons. Bases 122 to 1939 code for a protein of 605 amino acids. Gene Ontology annotation, molecular function: DNA-binding transcription factor activity, RNA polymerase II-specific; RNA polymerase II cis-regulatory region sequence-specific DNA binding. Gene Ontology annotation, biological process: regulation of transcription by RNA polymerase II. Lineage: Eukaryota; Metazoa; Chordata; Lepidosauria; Squamata; Lacertidae.
UGCAUUGUUCUCCUAAAAGAGCUGCUCCCUGCUUUGAAGAACAUCUUGGCAACAGCUGAGAGAGUCCCAGAAGUGGCCAGUUUACACCUCUUCCUCCUCCGUCCUUUACACUGGCAGCGCAAUGGCCUCCGAGACCCCCUCUGAACGGCCUCUUCUCAGAGGUGGAAUGGAAAGAGGAGCCAGGCAGCUUCCUCAGGCCCUCUUGACCUUUGAGGAGGUGGCCGUGUUUUUCACGGAGGAGGAGUGGGCUCUGCUGGAUCCAGGCCAAAGAGCUUUGCACAAGGAAGUCAUGGAGGAGAAUUAUGAGAUGGUGGCCUCUCUAGGGACUCUGAUACUCAAGUCUGAGCUCAUCUUGUCGUUUGGAACAGAAAAACACAGUGAUGUUGUCCUGGAGAAAUUGCGAGGUGAUGGCGAAGGCAAUCAGAAUAUUGAAGGGCCAUCUGUAAAGUACUUCAGUGUGAGUGAACACCUUAGCACACAUCUACAAACUAACACUGGGGAGAAACUCUUUAAAUGUAUGGAAUGUGGAAAGAGCUUCAGUGAAAGAGGAAAACUUACUGUACAUCAACGAAUUCACACAGGGGAGAAACCAUUUAGAUGUAUGGAGUGUGGAAAAAGCUUCAGUGAAAGAGGGAAACUUACUGUACAUCAACGAACUCAUACAGGGGAGAAACCAUAUAAAUGUAUGGAGUGUGGAAAGAGCUUCAGGCGGUGUUCACAUCUUACUAGACAUCAACGAACUCAUACAGGGGAGAAACCAUAUAAAUGUAUGGAGUGUGGGAAGAGCUUCAGACAGUGUUCACACUUUACUAGACAUCAACGAACUCACACAAGGGAGAAACAAUUUAAAUGUAAUGAGUGUGGAAAGAGCUUCACCAAUAGUGGAGUGCUUAGAAAUCAUCAACUGACUCACACAGGGGAGAAACCCUUUAAAUGUAUGGAGUGUGGAAAGAGCUUCAGUAAGUCUUCACAACUUACUAUUCAUCAACGAACUCACACAGCGGAGAAACCAUUUAGAUGUAUGGAGUGUGGGAAGUGUUUCAGAGAAAGAGGAAACCUUACUAGACAUCAGCAAACUCACACAGGGGAGAAACCAUUUAAAUGUAUGGAGUGCGGAAAUAGCUUCAGUAAGUCUUCACAACUUACUAUUCAUCAACGAACUCACACAGGGGAGAAACCAUUUAGAUGUAUAGAGUGUGGGAAGUGUUUCAGUCAGAGUGGAAGCCUUAUUUUACAUCAACGAAUUCACACAGGGGAGAAACCAUAUAAAUGUUUUGAGUGUGGGCAAAGCUUCAUUUGUAGUGCGAAACUCACUGUGCACCAACGAAGUCACACAGGAGAGAAACCAUUUGAAUGUAUGGAUUGUGGGAUGUGCUUCAGCCAGAGUGGAGUACUUAUUGUACAUCAACGUACUCACACUGGUGAGAAACCAUUUAAAUGUAUGGAGUGUGGAAAGAGCUUCAAUCACAAUGGAAUACUUACUGUACAUCAAAGAACUCACACGGGUGAGAAACCAUUUAAAUGUGUGGAGUGUGGGAAGUGCUUCAGUCAGUGUUCACAGCUUACUUUACAUCAACGAAGUCACACAGGGGAGAAACCAUUUAAAUGUAUGGAAUGUGGAAAGAGCUUCAGACACGGUUCACACCUUACUCUACACCUACGAACUCACACAGGGGAGAAACCAUUUAAAUGUAUGGAGUGUGGGAAAGUUUUCAUUCAGAGUUCAGCUCUUACAACACAUCUACGAAUUCACACAGGGGAGAAACCAUUUAGAUGUAUGGAGUGUGGGAAGAGCUUCAGUCGAUGUUCACACCUUACUAUACAUCUUAGAACUCACACAGGGGAGAAACCAUUUAAAUGCUUGGAGUGUGGGAAGUGCUUCAGUAAGAGUGUAACUCUUAGAAAACAUCAGCAAACUCACAGAGAAACAAUUGUUUGAGUGGAAGGAGUGUUGAAUGUGUUUCAAUUAUAAUGGAGUUAUUGAUUAAGACAUAUGGACUCUCACAGGGGAGAGCCUAUUUAGAUGUAUGGAGUGUGCCAAGUUUUUCACACAGAGUUCACUUUGUGCUUCAUGUCAACAAACCCAUAGAGGGAAAUAUCAUGUACUGUGUUUGGUGUUCUGGUGUUUGUAUGGAAUGUUGUGCAUAUAUGUAUUAAAGCAAUGGAGGUAAUGUC